AGUACUACACACAAAAGAAUAUGGAAUGCCCUUCACAUGUUUUAAAAUGUGAGAAUCAUCCAGGGAGCUUUACAAAGAAGUAUUGUGGAUCAUAAUUCGUGUGAAUCCAGUAAUUGUAGCAUCUUGUCUGAAGAUCUUUGUAUGGAGAUUUCUUCCAGUCUGAAUACAUCUCAAUAUGAGGCUGUUGUAACUUCACUGCAAGCAACACAAUGCGAGCACACGUCUCAGGUUCAACUUGUCUGGGGCCCGCCAGGGACAGGCAAAACAAAAACCCUCGGUACACUACUAUAUUUCCUGAGGAGGUUAAAUGUUAGGACUUUAAUAUGUGCUCCAACAAAUGUUGCCAUCACAGAAGUAGCCAGUCGCCUCUUAGAACUUAUUAUGAAUUCUUCUGAAACGGAUUCAGUAGGAACAUUCGACUCUUUGGGAGACAUUCUUCUGUUUGGAAACAAAGAUCGGUUAAGGGUAGGUUCAAACAUAGAAGAUAUAUAUCUUGACUAUCGCGUCAAAAGGCUAACAGAGUGUUUUGCGCCUUUAACUGGAUGGAGGAGUUGCUUCCCAUCCUUGUCAAAUUUUCUUGAGGAUUGUGUUUCUCAGUAUAAUGUUUUCACUGAAAAUGAGAUGAUUAAAGCGAAGGAGCAAAGCAUUGAUGAAAGUGUUACUGCACCACAGAUUGAACCAUUUCUUACUUUUGUUAGAAAUCGGUUUAAGGCUGCUGCACAACCUGUCAGGCGUUGCAUUUUUCUUUUAUGCACUCAUAUCUCAACUAGUUGCAUUGGAGAUAAUAAUUUUAAGUUCAUGAACCAUCUCAUUAAUCUGCUUAAAUCCUUUGAAAAAUUGCUGUUUCAAAGUGAAUUGCGUUCCGAAGAACUAUUGGAACUUUUUUCUUCAAGGGAAGAUGAAGAUUCUCUGGUGGAUGGGGCUGGCCUUAACAACAUGCCGUUGCUUGAAGCACAUAGGAGAGAGUGCAUUUCCAUCCUUAGAACUCUGCAGCAAUCUCUUGGUGCUCUCUUUCCGAAUAUCAUGAGUAAAGAAUCCACAAUAGAACUCUGUUUCAAGAUGGCAUCAUUAAUUUUUUGCACUGCUUCCAGCUCUUAUAAGCUCUAUACUACACCAAUGGAGCCACUAAGUCUUUUGGUCAUAGAUGAAGCUGCGCAGUUGAAGGAAUGUGAGUCGGCGAUACCCUUGCAACUGCCUGGUCUAAGGCAUGCUGUUCUUUUUGGGGAUGAGUACCAAUUGCCUGCUUUGGUUAAAAGUGAGCUAUCUAAGAAUGCUGAUUUUGGACGAAGCUUAUUUCAGAGACUAAGUUUGCUGGGUUGGCCAAAACACCUGCUAAAUGUGCAAUACAGGAUGCACCCUGCAAUUAGUUCAUUUCCUAAUGCAGAAUUUUAUCUUAAGCAAAUUUUGGAUGCUUCUAGUGUCCGGAGUAAGUGCUAUGAGAGACAAUAUCUUCCAGCGCUCAUGUAUGGGCCUUAUUCUUUCAUAAAUGUUUCUGAGGGACGGGAGGAGGUUGAUGACGAUGGUCGUAGUCGAAGAAAUAUGGUUGAGGCUGUAGUUGUGGCUAAAAUGCUGCAUAAUCUUUACAAGAGUAUGUGUAAGGAUUAAAGUGUUCAACUAACUUGCAAUCAACCCACAAUAGCAAUGAACAAACAAGCAUAACAAUCAAGAACAACUUUGAAGGAAUUAAAGCAAGUAAAAGGAAGACAAUGUUACCGUGGGAAAACCCGAGAACCGGGAGAAAAAACCCACCCUUGCACUAUGGAGUAAUAUUGAUGAUGAAUGAACUCAAGAAUUACAAGCAUGAAUUGUAUAGAAUUCAAAUGCUCCUCACAAACCCUCUCAAAACCUCUCUAUGUGUUUAAAUGUUUGUGAAUAAUCAACAAAGAGGCUUAGAAAAGGUAUAUAUAGUCUAGGUAGAAAAUACAAUCCAACGACUAAGAUUAAAGCAAAUCGCACAAGCCGAAAACGAAGCGACGAAAUAGG
This is a messenger RNA of Chenopodium quinoa (quinoa), 1983 nucleotides long. Its product is annotated as ATP-dependent helicase NAM7-like. The transcript is spliced from 3 exons. The coding region runs from base 142 to 1605 and encodes 487 amino acids. The record is from RefSeq and is a predicted model, not a curated record. Gene Ontology annotation, molecular function: helicase activity. NCBI's taxonomy places the organism in Eukaryota, Viridiplantae, Streptophyta, Magnoliopsida, Caryophyllales, Amaranthaceae.